Symbiodinium sp. CCMP2456 is the source of this 1464-nucleotide messenger RNA. The record is from the annotation of a GenBank genome assembly. Lineage: Eukaryota; Dinophyceae; Suessiales; Symbiodiniaceae.
AUGAAAUUCUCAAUCGUUGUCUUGCUCUGCCUCACCUUGGUUGGUUGCGGAAGCGGAGGGCCGUUCAAGUCGGUCCCGGUGAGCGGUGUCGUCACUUACGAGGACGGCUCGCCGAUCCCUGUCGGCGGCAUGAAGGUCUUCUUCCAUAGCCAGACGCCGCCCAAGGAGGGGAUGCACCCGCGUCCGGCGAUGGUGGGCGUGGGCCCCGACGGCAAGUUCGAGAACGUCACGACCUACAAGUACGCCGAUGGGCUCGUGGUCGGGCCGCACAAGGUGACGCUCGUCGCUCAAGAGGCCAAUGGCAAGGCGAGCAAGCUGAUCGCCAAAGAGUGCGCCGACGUGCGAACGACGCCGCUGACGGUGGAGGUCACGCACGCCGGUCAGGUGCUCGAGAUCAAAGCUCCGAAGUCGGAGCCUUUCGUGUUGACUAAAUGCCUGCUCGCCUUGGCUACUCUGGCGGCGGCGUUGUCGUCAUCGGUUGCCGAAUCGCCUCUCGGGUUCGUAAAAGGCCACUCGUGGGGUUGGGUGGGGUCGCGGGGCGAUUACACCUCGCCGGCUGCGGCCGAGUCGAUGCGGAACCUGGCCGAGACGAGCGCCGACACGGUCUGCAUCGCCUUCGCGCCGAAUCUGAAGACCUACGACACGCCCCGCUUCACUUGGGGCGACAACAACUCGCAGAUGGUGAGCGACGACGAAGUGCGUCACGCCAUCGACCUUGCUCGUGAAAACGGGCUGCGAGUCAUCCUCAAGCCGACGGUGAACUGCGAAGACCAGACUUGGCGGGCGUGGAUCCGGUUCUAUCGACCGCUGAGCGAGGCGGCGUGGGCCGAGUGGUGGGCGUGCUUCGGCGAUUUCCUGGAGCAUUACGCCAAGAUCGCCGCCGAGAAAAACGUCGACGCCUUCUGCCUGGGGUGCGAGAUGAACUCGACCGAGUCCUUCGCCGACGAAUGGCGAGAGGUGAUCCGUCGCGUUCGCGCAGCGUACGACGGCCAGUUGACGUACGACGCCAACCACGGCCGCGAGCGGCUUGUGACCUUUUGGGACGAGGUCGAUUUCUUAAGCGUCAGCGCGUACUACCCAGUUGCUCCGCCAGAGGGCGUGACCGAGGAAGAGGCAGUGGCUUCGACGACGCCCAAGACCGAGAUCGUCGCGACGCUGCGGCAAGUGCGUGACGAGCUUCGCGAUCUGCACCAGGAGUACCGCAAGCCGAUCCUCUUUAUUGAAACGGGCGUCACCAACGUCCGUGGUUGUGCGCGUUACCCCUGGUCGCAUCCGGACGCGGAGCUGGGCAGCCCGAUCGACGAGCGGGAACAGGCCAACUACUACGAGGCGAUGUUCGAGACCUUUUGGGACGAGCCGUGGUUCAAGGGUUUCGCCUGGUGGGACUGGCCCGCAAGGCUGUAUCCGAUCGAUGAAGCCGGUGGGAACCGCGGCUUCUGUAUCUACGGCAAACAGGCCGAGGGC